UGCACCCAUUUGCGCCGUGCGGGGGGCGGAACCGGAAACUCCGAGCAUGUCCUUCCGCCUCCCGCAUAUCGGUCGCCAUGGCGAGCCGCGGGAGGGCUUUGAGGCUUUUUAAAUUGUUACACAGAACUCGGCAACAAGUUUUUAAGAAUGAUGCAAGAGCCCUUGAAGCUGCAAGACAAAAGAUAAAUGAAGAAUUCAGAAAAAACCAAAGUGAGACAUCUGAAGAGAAAAUAAAUGAGCUUCUGAAAAUAGCUUCAGAUGUUGAAGUGAUUCUCAGAACUUCUGUUAUUCAGGCAGUUCACACAGAUUCCGACAAAAUAUUACUCAUACCCAGGAAGGAUCUGCUACAAGACAAUAUUCCUUACUUUGAUAAACCAAUAAAAAAGCAUGAAUCCUGAGAAGACUAUGCUCUUCUCCCCCAUUAUGAUAAAACCUGGUAAUGAGAACUCUGAAAAACAGUAGUAGGUACCUGUCUUAAUUGUUUUCCAAAUUUAAAUUUUAAUGCCAAGAAAAUGUGAACUGAAAGCAGUUUUGUUUGUUAUGAUAUCUCUGUGGGCUUCUUUUGAGGAAGAUGGUGCUGUUUCCACAGAAAUUCAAGGGACGCAAUUUCCUUGAAAAAGAAAGUGUGUACAUUUAUGUACUGCUGAGUUUAUGUUACUUCAGAGAGAAGUAUCAGAUACAGAUUGUUUCCUAGCAGUCUAGAAUUCUGAGGAACUAAAUGCAAGUGAAUUGCAGCUUUUAAUCCUGAUAAUGUUAUAUACUAUUUUGAAAUAACUGAAAACCAUGCUGUAAAACUUACCAUUAAAUUUAUGUUUCACAUCAAAAGGCUUGAAUUAUUAAGUUAUCAUUAACUCUACACUAAACUAUUGUAAUGUUUGAGAAAGUUCUUUAGGCUUGUCUGAAUAAAUUAUUCAGGUGUUACAGAAA
Coturnix japonica (Japanese quail) is the source of this 927-nucleotide messenger RNA. It is a transcript of the gene LYRM7, whose product is annotated as LYR motif containing 7. Gene Ontology annotation, molecular function: protein folding chaperone. NCBI's taxonomy places the organism in Eukaryota, Metazoa, Chordata, Aves, Galliformes, Phasianidae. Gene Ontology annotation, cellular component: mitochondrial matrix. The record is from RefSeq and is a predicted model, not a curated record. Gene Ontology annotation, biological process: mitochondrial respiratory chain complex III assembly.